AUGUCCCAGACUGGCCAGCCCAACGACAAGUCACCGAGACACCCGUACCUUUCUGGUAACUUUGCGUCUGUCACUUCAACAUGUCCGCCCACACCCGUCACAUGGUCCGGCCAUAUUCCGGACGAGCUGCUCGGCGGCAUGUACGUCCGUAACGGCGGCAAUCCCGUGACUAACGACGACCUUGGCCGUGAGGCCCACUGGUUCGAUGGCGACGGCAUGCUCUCGGGCGUGUGGUUCAGUCGCGCCCACGAUGCUGCUGCCAAGCCUGUUGUCAACUUCGUCAACCAAUUCAUCUUGACCGAUGUCUAUCUCACCGCCAUCCAAAACCCCACGCUCCGCACGCCCAUCCUGCCCAGCAUUUCAACCCUCGUCAACCCCGCAUCCAGCUUGCUGUUCAUCCUCUGGCGAAUCUUGCGCACUGUUCUCGUCGUACUCUACACCCAUCUGUCGGGAUCUGCACGAGCCAUCAAGCGAAUAAGCGUGGCUAAUACCAGCAUCCUGUUCCACGAUGGACGUGCACUGGCAACCUGCGAAAGCGGUCCCCCGAUGCGCAUUGCCUUGCCCAGCCUGGAAACGGUGGGCUGGUUUGAUGGGCACGAGGCCGAAGUGCAGCUAACCUCCCGCCGCCCCCACACCCAAAUCGCGAAUCGACGACGCGCAAUAGACCCAUGUCUUUCUUUGCCAAUAAGAAUUGACGUGCAGACUCUGCUUGCUCGCGCGGAUGAUUCCGCACCUGAAGCAAUCUCUGGUUGUGUCGACAACCGUAACAUUGAUGAGGUCCUUGCGUCGAAGGAUGCCAAUGAUCCUAUCAAGGCAUUCAGGCUUCCACCCAAUCACUUUGGACAAGAAGCUAGAUUUGUGCCUCGCAAGGCCACAGGGCAAGGUGACGUCGCGUUAGCUGAGGAAGACGGAUAUCUGCUCUUCUAUGUCUUCAACGAGGACCAACUGGACGAAGAAGGCGAGUGCAAACCAGACGCGAGAAGUGAGCUAUGGGUCUUGGAUGCGCGCGAUAUGCAAACCGUUGUUUGCAAGGUACAACUCCAGACCCGCAUACCGUACGGCCUGCAUGGCAAUUGGUUCACUGAAGAGGACAUAUCACGCCAGCGGGAUGUCCAAACACUAAGAUCUGAGACCCACCACCCAUCUGAUAGUAGAUGGAGCCAUUUGCAAAAGUCGAUCAUUAGCUACCUUGGCUAGUAAGGCCUGGACUCUUUCUCCGUUUAGUCAUAAUAAUAAUGCCAGUACACUUAUGCAAAAGUCA
Molecule: messenger RNA, 1261 nt
Organism: Pyrenophora tritici-repentis Pt-1C-BFP
Lineage: Eukaryota; Fungi; Ascomycota; Dothideomycetes; Pleosporales; Pleosporaceae
Source: RefSeq, a predicted model, not a curated record